Nematolebias whitei (Rio pearlfish) is the source of this 3144-nucleotide messenger RNA. RefSeq names its product C-Jun-amino-terminal kinase-interacting protein 1. Gene Ontology annotation, biological process: regulation of JNK cascade. NCBI's taxonomy places the organism in Eukaryota, Metazoa, Chordata, Actinopteri, Cyprinodontiformes, Rivulidae. Gene Ontology annotation, molecular function: protein binding. The transcript has 12 exons. Gene Ontology annotation, cellular component: cytoplasm. Bases 49 to 2391 code for a protein of 780 amino acids. The record is from RefSeq and is a predicted model, not a curated record.
UGUCAUCCUUCACCUCUUCUGGCUGUGGAUGUCCUCCUCACGCACGGGAUGGACUCAGGAAGGGAAGGAGGAGAGGGUUGGAUGGAGGACCAGUGGGAGAAAUGGUUGACGCAUGAUAUUAGUCUGGAUGAGUUUGAGGAUGACGACCUGUCAGAGAUCACAGAGAUCACUGACGAGCGAGGGAGAAGUCUCAACUGCAACGGCCCAGAUAUAAGGGGCUGCAUGAGGCGAGGAACCAAUAGCAUGUCAGGGAGGGUGGAACUGGGAGCCGUUGGCCAGCUUCAGGCAGAGAUGUUGCAUUUGGAGCUUAUCGACGGUGCCGACAGUUACCACGGCGAUAAAGAGUCCUCAAAGGCAUCAUCUGUUGGCCCCUCAGCAGUCACCAAGGAGCCUGCAGCAUCUACCACCAUGGACACUUACCGGCCCAAGAGACCUACGACGCUUAAUCUCUUUCCAAUCGUGCCACGCACACAGGACACCUUAAACAACAACUCAUUUGGAAAGAAAUACAGCUGGCAAGAAAAGGUUUCAGGCUCAUCUUCACCCCUUAAAACUGGUGAUCUCACCCCUCCUCGUGAGCACCGCUGCCUGAGCGAUGAGGACAAGGUGCAGGCUGGGGCAGCGCAGACCAAAGACCGCGGAACGUCCACAGACGCCCCUUGCAGGCACCGCCACACAUCGGGACAAUCACACGGCUCAAGCAAUGGUGCUGUAACUCGGUCCAAGCUACAGGAGAAGCCACCUCAACCACCACCACCACAGAACUACACACCAGCUCCUCUAUAUCCAACGGGUAAGGCGGAUUGCUCUGGUCACCAUCGGGAGAAGGUUCGAUACCACACAGAUGUUCAUCUGGAACCCACGGAGGAGAUUUAUUUGACUCCGGUUCAGCGUUCAGCGGACCCCUUAGAACCCCCCAAUGUGCCAGACCGACCUUUUCUCUCACAACAGACUGAACAAGGACGUAUGUCCAUAAGCUCUGACACAGAGGGCCCACCUCCUUAUCAGCCUCUACCAGAUCGGACCAAUCCUUCCAUUUAUGAGGAGGACGAACUUUAUGUCCCCCCACCUUCAUAUGCUUCUUGUGUGGAGUCACUCAUCACGCCACCUAGCAUGGCUGUUUCAGCUCCUUCCUCUCAUGCUCUGGACCUCAGCUUAAAGGGAGUGCAGGCCACGCUGAGAGCUGGGUCAUCUGUAGAGUAUGUGGAUGCCACAGAUGAAAGCUUUUGUGGGGAGGAUGAGGAUGUAGACAGGAUAAUAAUGAACAGAAAGAUGACAAAGGGAGGAGGGAAGGGAAAUGAAAGUGGCAGAAAACCUAUCCCACUAAGGACUACCAUGAGCUCCGAGGCCAGCAGCUUAACAUAUGACUCAGUCAAAUACACACUAGUGGUGGAUGAGCACUCUCAGCUAGAGCUCAUCAGUCUCAGGCAGUGUUACCAAGGCUACAGCGAUGACAGCGACUCAGCUACUGUUUACGACAACUGCGUCUCUUCCCCUUAUGAGUCUGCCAUUGGGGAGGAGUAUGAAGAAGUUGAAGAUGAUGAUCAUGACGCUCAGACAGGAGGAGUUCAGAGGGAGGCUACAGCUUGUCUCUCUGAAGAUUCCACUUCAGAGGAUGACCUGCACUUCUCCAAGAAGUUCCUCAACGUCUUCAUGAAUGGCCACUCUCGAUCUUCCAGUGCUGAGUCAUUUGGCUUGUGUUCUUGUGUCAUAAAUGGAGAAGAGAAAGAUCAGACCCACAGAGCAGUCUACAGGUUUGUCCCUCGACACGAUGACGAGCUGGAGCUGGAGGUGGAUGACCCGUUGCUGGUGGAGGUCCAAGGGGACGAUUACUGGUAUGAGGGCUACAACAUGAGAACUGGAGCCCGAGGCAUUUUCCCUGCCUAUUAUGCCACAGAGGUGACCAAGGACACAGAGAGCUAUAAAAUUAAGAGCAGUGAAUGGAUGGACAGAUAUCAUCUGAAAUUUCUGGGAUCAGUGCAAGUGCCCUACCACAAAGGAAAUGAUGUCCUGUGUGCAGCUAUGCAGAAGAUUGCCACCAACAGAAGGAUGACAGUGAAGUACAACCCCCCUUCCUCCUGCGUUCUGGAGAUCAAUGUUAAAGGGAUCAAGCUUGCCGUUCAAGAGGACUACUAUACCUGUGAUAGAAGUAAUGAGUGCAGCCACUUCUUCCAGCUGAGGAAUGUCUCCUUUUGUGGCUAUCAUCCCAAAAACACCAAGUAUUUUGGUUUCAUAACAAAGCACCCAGCAGACCAGAGGUUUGCCUGCCACGUGUUUGUGUCUGAAAACUCAACCAAGCCUCUCGCAGAGUCAGUGGGGAAAGCCUUCCAGUUGUACUACAAAGAGUUUGUGGAUUUCUCGUGCCCGACAGAGGACAUUUAUCUGGAGUGACCCCGUCUCCUAUCCAACGCCUGUACAGUGCUCUGUAUCAUAACGAAAUGUUGCAUGGGAGAGAUAUAUUUCAAAAUUUAAAUUAAAAAUAAAUAACACAUCUGACUGAAUAAAUCAGGAUAUGAACGUGCAUUAAUCCUGUGGUGUACAAGAAGAGGAACUAAACACAAGCCAAAGGAUGUAUACAAAGGACAUAUGUAAAAAAAAAAGCAUUUAUGCAAACGGCAUCAGAUAUGGAGUUGGGCAUAUCAGUGCAAAGCACAAACUGUAAGUGUGAGCUGCUGGUUAUCAUGUAGCAUCAUGUCAACAUGUGCAUCACUGGAGAUAUGGACUGCUCUGAUGAGUGAAGGGAAUCAGCAGCUCCUCUUUGACCUCCGUCACUCUAAACAUUGAGGGUUCGAGCACAAAAACGCCCUGACACUAAAAUGUACAUUAGAUGACAUAAAAACAAGUGAAUCUAAUCCAUUUAUCACACCUUAUAAGAGCAUACACAUGUUUUUGACAACUAAAACCCAGUAGUAAAUCCAGCUAUAGGAAUCUGUCAGUAUUCCAGCACUGUUUUGAUAUUAGAAUGCAGUAAGAGCCAUGCAGCACAGGAAUGUGGGUGUAAGCAAAGAUGCCGUAAAUGUAAGGGCUGCUGCAUCUGGGUUCGUACAUGCAACCAGGACAAAGGAAAACCCCUCGUGAUACUUAUCCACCUGAUAAAUUAUCGCUGUUAGGUGUAGAUAAUCUGUGUCAGACAUAAAAGUUGUA